GUGAGUUUCGACAAAAGUAGCGGCGCCGUCAGAGGCGUGUGUGCAGUGAACUGUGAACACUACACCUGUCUCAGCUUACCUGUAUGAAUAGAAAAGAAAAUAAUACUUGGAGACGCUUUUCAAAACAAGCAGCGGGAGAGGAAACAUACACAUCUCGUUCAGGUGUUCUUUUAACGCAUAUCUGGGUGAUAUGAAAAUGCACUUCAUGAGACUCGGACGCUGUUCAUGUGCCUUUUGGCUAGGGGUCGCCUUUGAUAUCUUGGGACUUGGAAUCUUGCUGCUGGGGGUGUUUGCAAACUUCUUUUUUUACGAUUUUCUUAUUUACGCCGGAGCAAUUAUCAUAUUCCUCAGUCUGAUCUGGUGGGUGGUUUGGUACACUGGAAACAUUGAGGUGCCACCGGAACAGUUGGAAGACGAUGUCGGUCUUUUGAAGAAGGACAGUGGGGUUGUGGGGCUAGUGAGGAGGCUCUCGAGCCGUCUAACCAACGGUUUCAGAUCGUCGUUCAGGAGCAAUAAAAGGGCCAGCGGACAAAGUGGUAAUCCCCAGACCCAGCGAUCGCCACAAGCGGGUCCAUCAAAUCACCCAAAGGUCUUGCCAGUGACACAUUCCGGUGUGUAUACGGUCUUUGCUGGAGUAGCUAUUGAAGCACAACCGAACCAUCCAGCCAUGCAAGUGUCAACCAUAUAACAAAAGAAAGAGAAAGCCACGUAACUGGGCAACAAUCGUAUCGAUAAGCCGGCUACACUGCCAAACAAACUCUUUACUGUGAAUUGACUAGCGGGCCUGAAAAUGGACAUCAGUAUAGUUUAAUUUAAAAGUUUACAAGUGCCUCUCAUCAACGUUUCUGGAGUUUGACCUGUCUGUAGAAACACGGAUUUUAUUUCAAUCCAGAUUUUCUGGUGGAUGAAUUUAGUCCUAUGCUGUGACUUUUUUUUUUUCAUGUGUCUUGUUUUCAUCCAAAAAUAAAUA
Messenger RNA from Polyodon spathula (Mississippi paddlefish), 970 nucleotides. Its product is annotated as transmembrane protein 238-like. The transcript is spliced from 2 exons. The coding region runs from base 191 to 688 and encodes 165 amino acids. Lineage: Eukaryota; Metazoa; Chordata; Actinopteri; Acipenseriformes; Polyodontidae. The record is from RefSeq and is a predicted model, not a curated record.